AUGUCUUCAGAUCAGCAGCGUGGUUUCUACACCGCUCGGCGGAAUGGACAACAGGUGGACUUAGCUCUCGAGAAGCGCCUGAUGGUGGUCCUAGUACAGUCACGAUGCCACUACAUUGACCAUGAUGAAGUGCCUGAUGCCGUGUAUAGGGACAUCCUACUGCGGACAGGCUACUGCACUGGAAUACAGGCAGACGCUUUGAUAAGCAAACUACCAGUUGUACUCUUCCACCUCUUCCCUAGUGGUGAGAUCUCCCAACACCCCGUCAACGACGUGGCAAGGGCGGUCUGUCAGGUCUAUCAAGGGGAGGCCAGGGAAUACAACGAAGCAGCAGCAGCAGCAGCGUCGUCGUCUUCCUCGUCUUCGCAGUACUACAAGCCUCCACACGAAGCGGUGUCCCCCGAUAGACCUGAGGCGGACUUCCAACGAGACUCCUCCCCUGAAUGGUCGGGAAGGUCAACAGGGGUGGUCCCCCAGGCCUCUGCUGACCUUAGGGUCUCUCGUACCAGGCAGACCUACUACCCGGACCAGGCCCAGUCCUCUGUCGAAUACAAUAAGCCGUUAACCCAACAUCAACCUCACGAUAGUAGCCAUCGCCCUAUCAUCUCGGGGAGCAAAAUGACCGCUGAGGAAAUUGGAAUGGAAGGCCAUGGCGAAAUUCGGGCCCGCACAGGCUUGUCUGUUAUGUUCACAACAACAGCCAUCCCUGCGCCCUUGUCGAGGGAGCUGGAGAUCCGCCUUAUGGUCUUUAUAGUGCAGGUUUUAGGGAAGGCCCCUGACGCCACUCACGAGGAGUUGAAGGACGUGCUCAUGCGUACAGGGCAUUGUACGGGCAUCCAGGCCAAGCUGCUGUUGGAGAAGUUGCCGGUCAUUUUGGUGUACCUCUUUGAUGGGGACGAGGUGACUGAGUAUUCCAUCUCCGAUGUAGCGGCUGCUGUGUGCCAAAUCUACGAACAAGAGGAUGAGUUUCGACAGGAGGUUGCUGAGCAAGUGGAUGAGCCCAAGAAGGGCCCAUGCCCCUACCCUACAUCUGAGUACGGCUUUGAUCUUCACUAUCACCAGCAGGGCAGUGUUGAGGUGUGGAGGCGUGUUGGUGGCCAGCUGGCGCUCGUUGAUGCUGAUGAGGAAGAUCGACCAAGGGCACCAAUAGCAUGUCGGGCGGCCUCACCGGAGCGGUCAGUACCCAGGCCUUGGCAGGAUAUGGGAAGUGGCGGAGGAGUGGUAUCAUUGGUGACACAUGAGACGCCACCAGAGUCCACGACUAGGACCGGCCCACGUGGGGUCCAUAGGGGGUACGUCCCGGUGCCGACGGGGCGUCUUGAUGCUACCUCAGAGAAGCUAUGGGAGAGCUGCUGUUGUGAUGCCAGGAUGCUUUCUAUGGGAAAGGAGGCGUUUGAGAUUGCAAUCGCCUUGGCCCUAUCGAAAGGCUAUCGACUAUUCCGGGCUAAACGUGAUGAACCAGCACGGGAGGAGUAUUCAGCUAGGCAGCACGGGCUGAGGAAGGGCAUGCUCUUGGUGCUGACCAAGGCGGACAACAUAUGGGCUUGGGGGUAUGCCUUGGACGAUCCCAAGUGCCUCAAGUACUUCCCUGUGGACGGCCACCGAGUUGACGAGAUUCGCAUGGGCUGA
Perkinsus marinus ATCC 50983 is the source of this 1629-nucleotide messenger RNA. RefSeq lists its product as hypothetical. NCBI's taxonomy places the organism in Eukaryota, Perkinsozoa, Perkinsida, Perkinsidae. The transcript has 7 exons. Bases 1 to 1629 code for a protein of 542 amino acids. The record is from RefSeq and is a predicted model, not a curated record.